CCAUGUCAAAGACAUCCCCAGAAGUAACUCUUGACACCCAUUUACAGGAACCUGCAGCACCAGUAGUUGAAGACAGCAAAAUACCAGAACAAAUAAAAAAGAUGGAUCAUGAGUCGAUUGCCAUUUAUCUGAACGCCCUUGAAUCGGGUUCAGAAAGAAGACGGGAUAUAAAUUUAAUAAUUGUUGGAAAGAAAUCUGUUGGAAAGACUUCCUUAGUACGACGAUUGUUCGGGGAGGAGUUACAAAGCGUAAAAAGCACAAAUGGUAUAGAAAUUCAUCGGCGGAGAUGUCGAAUAAAUCUAAGUAACUGGGAAUGGAAUAAAGUGUUAGAUACAGGAUUAGUGAAAGAAACAAGUAUCAACAAUAGAAUAUUGCAGUCAAUUGUCAAAAAGAUGCAUCAAGAUAAAGAAAAACCAAAGCAUGACAUAUUGGAGAUAUCUUCAUCAGAUCAGAUAUCAACAGAUGAUAAUAAGGUCACAAUCACCAAAAAUAUUGAACAUGACGACGAAUCUCAACCUAAAAUGAAUUAUCAGUUUGCUUAUCCGGAGAUUACAGAAUCGCCGUUGUCUAAUCUUGCAAAGGAUGAGCUGUUAAGUAUAAUCGGAUCUGCUGUAGACUUACAAGACGAAGACGGCUAUGCAAAUUUAACAGUGUGGGAUUUUGCUGGUGACAUUGAGUAUUACAACACACAUCAAACGUUUUUGAAUUCAGAAGCAAUUUUUCUUGUCGUAGCAAAUUUACAUGAAACAGAUGACACAUUAUCCUACGGCACAUUCAAUUUCUGGAUGGAUACAAUACAUUGUUAUGGAAGCAUAAAUGACAAAACUGAAGCUGUAUUGCUCGAAGGAGCUCACAACCUUCUAGAUCCACCAGUUAUUGCAAUUGGUACACACAAGGACAAAUUUCAGGACGAAGAACAAUGCAGAAAACGUCUCGAAUCCUACACUGAUAAAAUAUUUAAAGAUUCCAAGCUUCACCUGAGAUCAAUACACCUGAUAUCCAACACAGAGGAUGAAGAAGAUGCUUUUGGAAAAUUGAGGAAUGAUAUAUUUGCCACAGCAAAGAGUAGCGCAAAUUGGAAUCGAGAAUACCCUGUUAAAUUUAUUCAGAUGGAAAAAGCCAUCAACUCUGAACUUACGAUCGGAAAACAAAUAAUUUCUUUUGAAAGAGUAAAAGAACUUGGUGAGAAAAUACCACUUCCGAUAACUGAUGACAAGGAGCUUCAUCUCUUUCUCAGGUAUCAACAUGAAAUAGGUAACGUGAUAUUUUUUGAAGACAUUCCGUCAUACAUCAUACUUGAUCCCCAAUGGUUAGCAAAUGCCUUUACAUGCAUUGUUACAGCCCAGCAGUUUCAACUGGAAUUACCACACUUACAAUGGAACAACUUCAAACAAACAGGAAAGAUGGAUCCUAAGCUAUUGGAAGAAAUAUUCAAUAAACAAUCAGCAGACAUGAGGAUUCAUAAAGAGCAUAUACUGGAAGUAAUCGAAAAGUUUGACAUUAUCAUCUAUCCAUUGCUACUAACGGAAAGUGGAAAUGUACAAAGGGAGCAUAGUGUUUUUUACGUUCCGUGCAUGCUUCAAACAUUAAAAAUUAAGGAUAUUGAUGUAUUGUUUAACGUUCCAAAUGCUAGCAAAUCUACAUGUUUGUGUUUUGUCUUUAGUUUUUUACCGCCGUAUCUAAUCAGCAAUCUGAUUGUCUCUUGUCUACGAGAAUAUCCUCUAGCAGUGGUAAAGGGCGAGAUAGGCCUCUUCAAGGAUUGUUGUGUAUUCAAUAUUGACAGAACUGGCUGUGCAAAAUUUGUAUUAGCAAAGAGUAGUCAUAUGAUUCAGCUGCAGGUAUGGCAAUGGGAUGAAGUAGAUACAGAGGUUAACCAAACUGUUUUAAAAAUUGUCGAAAGAGAAAUCAACAGAAUUAUCAACACGCGAUACAAGUUGAAAACGGUAUCUUUCGAGAAAAAAUGGAAGUGUGAGACUACCAGUUUCUCCUUUGACACAGGAUUCCUUGAAUUUGAUCAAGUACAUGAUGGGGAAAAUUAUUAUUGCGAAGAACAUGCGACAACUCAUAAAUAUAAAGACUAUUGGUCUGGUGAGAAAUCAAAGCCUCCCGGUAGAUUAAGUAGUGAGGAACAGAAUUACGUCAGAAUGUCAAAGAUAGUUCUAGAGGUAUUAUCAGGCGUUUUAUACGAUCGCUUAUUCUUAGAUACAAAGACUGGAGAAAUACUUGAUCGUAAAAAGUUGGACAUAACAGAAAUGUGUAAGAAAUAUUGUGCUUUAAAAAUAAACUCUCCAAGUAAAGGCUUUAGGAAAAUAGAAAAUGUUGACGAGAUUUCUACCAUUGAAGAUACUAUUGGUGACGACAUUCAACGGAUACGUGUGAUCAGAAAUGAAAUGCAGCAUUCUUCUGUCUUUGCAUUAGAUGACACACGAUACCAAACACUAAUCACUAUAGUUCAUGAUAUGAUAACUAGAUUUGAUCAGCGUAACAAUCCAGCAGGUGAAUCCUACGUAAAACGAUUAGACGAAAUCAGGAAAAUGGAAUUAGAGACCAGGAGUUUCGAAGAGAUAAAAGAAAGAAUGAAAGCAGAAUUGAUGGAAAAGAUUCAUGCAGUUUUCCGAUAGUGUGGUAUCUGAUGAUUUGAACGAUAUUUGUUAACUCAUUUUUGUAUACACCAUUUGCAGUCAAUGGGAUAAGUAUUGAAUAUGUGAAAAAUUUGCAUAUUAGAAAAAUGAAAUGAACUACUCAAACUAUAAUUUACUAAUUAAAUUGACAAAAAAGUCAAUGGUAAACAAUAAAUAUAAACCCAAAGAUGUGGUUUGAAAACUCUCCAUUCGAGUCCCAAUGUAAUAAAAGUAAACUAUAGGUCAAAGUACGAAGCCGCGGCGCACACCAAU
Molecule: messenger RNA, 2894 nt
Organism: Mytilus trossulus (common blue mussel)
Lineage: Eukaryota; Metazoa; Mollusca; Bivalvia; Mytilida; Mytilidae
Product: probable serine/threonine-protein kinase roco6
Exons: 7
Coding region: 3-2621 (872 amino acids)
Source: RefSeq, a predicted model, not a curated record